AUGUUUGCUGGCCUGCCCAAGGACAGCCCUCAGCCUGCUAGCAAAAAAGCUAGAAUCACUUCAGAGGUUGCAACUCCUUCGAACAAGCUAAUGGUCAAGUCCGCGUCCACUUCUUUGAAAACAUCUUCGAUCCAACGCCUCAAUUCUAUCCCGUUUUCUCUGCCCGAAUUUAUAUCUUCCAUCCCGGAGGCACAUCGCGAGCUGCUGAAGCUUGAGUGCGAAUGCAUGGGAAAGAGUUGGUUAAAGCUACUCAAAGACGAGAUCAAGAAGCCGUACUUCAUUGCCUUGAAGAAAACGCUCCAAGUAUAUCCUCAACCGAAGAACAUCUAUUCUUGGUCCAAUACACCUUUGGGUAAGGUGAAGGUAGUCAUCAUGGGCCAAGAUCCCUACCACGGUCCAAAUCAAGCCCAUGGUCUUUGCUUUUCUGUGCCCAACGGCGUGGCUGUCCCCCCUUCUCUGAAGAAUAUCUACGCUGAGAUUAAAUUGGAGUACCCUGAAUUUGAGCCACCCAAUCAUGGAAACCUGUCAAGAUGGGCGGAAAGUGGUGUCCUCAUGCUCAACACCUGUCUGACAGUCAAGGCUAGAACACCGGGAUCUCAUCAGAAGAAAGGUUGGGAAGAAUUUACUGACAAAGUUGUGGACGUUGUGGACAGAUACGGAGGUGCUAAUCUUGGUGGAGGCAGUUCCGAGCUGAGCGGGAUCGGUCGGGGUGUCGUAUUUCUGGCUUGGGGUUCCUGGGCAGCGCAAAGGGUUGCUAAACUCAACAAGACUAAACACCUGAUCCUGACCAGCGCACACCCCUCGCCACUCAGCGCUCACAAAGGUUUUUUGGGCAAUGGUCACUUCAAAGCCGCGAAUGACUGGCUUGAGAACAAGUACGAAUCUGGUGGUAAGGUGGAUUGGUGUCAGCUCUGA
Messenger RNA from Coniophora puteana RWD-64-598 SS2, 915 nucleotides. RefSeq names its product uracil-DNA glycosylase. Gene Ontology annotation, cellular component: mitochondrion; nucleus. Gene Ontology annotation, molecular function: uracil DNA N-glycosylase activity. The transcript is spliced from 9 exons. The record is from RefSeq and is a predicted model, not a curated record. Gene Ontology annotation, biological process: base-excision repair; base-excision repair, AP site formation via deaminated base removal. Lineage: Eukaryota; Fungi; Basidiomycota; Agaricomycetes; Boletales; Coniophoraceae. The coding region runs from base 1 to 915 and encodes 304 amino acids.